AUGGUGGCAGGAUUACUUGAAUCUGUCAUCCAUGCAAACGAUCAUCGCUUUCCUUCUGGUGGACCCAUAUCUUUAUUUCAUUCUCGAGCUGUGCCGAGUAUCAAGAUUGAAAUGUACAUGGCAAGGAUACUACGAUACACACCCUUCAACAACGACGUAUUACUAUGCAUACUCGUCUACUUUGACAGAAUUGCUCGACGUAUGAGUAAUGGUCCUGGUGCAUUUGCCAUCAACUCAUUCAACAUCCAUCGGCUCUUGAUAACCAACAUUGUGGUCGCAACUAAAUAUACCUCUGAUACCUUUUAUUCUAAUGCACGUUACGCCAAGGUGGGUGGUCUAUCAUUGUUGGAACUCAACAAGCUUGAGCUCGAGUUCCUCAAGCUAUGUGGUUUUGAGCUUCAUGUCCGCCUCGAGGCAAUUCAAGAAUACGGCGAACAGCUUAUGCAUCAUACUUUGAUGCAUCUCCCAAAGACACUUGGACCCAUUUUGCAUAUCAACAACGCUAUCAACUCAGCGUCAGCAAGGAUGACAACAACAGCAACAGCAUUACCACGAUCAAGGAAACGUGUGCUGGAAGAAGCGGAGGACACAGAUAAUGAUUUAUUUGUGAUGCAAGGUUGUCGUCACAGGAUAACACCUCCUACCACCACAGCUAGUACCCAACAUCCCUGUGUAUUAUACCCUAUGGAACAGCAUCAUGCUAAACGUCAUCGACCCAUGUCAUCCUCAUCACCCACGAAAGCUGACACCACCAUCACUGCCACCAGUGGCACGCAUCAAAGUAUAUCAACAGCAUGA
Lichtheimia ornata is the source of this 798-nucleotide messenger RNA. RefSeq lists its product as uncharacterized. Lineage: Eukaryota; Fungi; Mucoromycota; Mucoromycetes; Mucorales; Lichtheimiaceae. The transcript has 3 exons. The coding region runs from base 1 to 798 and encodes 265 amino acids. Gene Ontology annotation, biological process: regulation of cyclin-dependent protein serine/threonine kinase activity. The record is from RefSeq and is a predicted model, not a curated record. Gene Ontology annotation, cellular component: nucleus; cyclin-dependent protein kinase holoenzyme complex. Gene Ontology annotation, molecular function: cyclin-dependent protein serine/threonine kinase regulator activity; protein kinase binding.